AAACUCGGGCGGAAGGCGCCGCACGCAUUCCCCAUCCAUGAAGCUUGCAAGGAAGACGUUUGGAUUUUAUCAGCGCUCCCGAAUACGAGCAAGAUGAGUUUGUAGUUCGACGAAAAGCUUGCACACGCAAGUGUGCCGACGCCCUCCUACUUAAUCAUGGAAGCCAAAAUGGCGUUUGUUGCGAGCUAUCUCGCCAACUCGACUCAAAUUUCUUUUCAUCAUUCUUUAAUAUCCUUCGGUUGGAUUCGCAUAGAAAAUGUCAUCCAGUCAGGAUCAGGAAAUGUGGAUGUGGAAGUACGAGCCGGUGUCCCCCAUUGGGACACCGCCUUUAGAGUGUGAUGAUGAUUGGCUAUUACUCGAUGACAAGUCUGUAGAGAUUUCUAAAAAUGCUGUGGAACCCGUUAUGUACGACGAUUGCCCUUCCCGUGCACAAGUGGCCAAGAAACUUUUGGAAGAAUUGGAUGAAUGGAUCAAAGAAGAACCCUUCUCGGAUUGGUUGGAGGAGAAGAUAGAAGUACUGCCGAUAUUCGAACAACUGCCAGUUCCCGAGAACCCGAGCAAGUCACCGAUUGUCUACCCGUCCAUUCUGAAAGUGCAGCAACAGCAGCACGACAAUACGCAGACCUUGUUGCAGGAGUUCGAAACGGUUUUGGGAGAUGUCGAAGCUUGCCAUCAGAUCGUUCCGCCGACCAGCUCUACACUUACCCCUCCGCAAUCACCCCCACAUAAAGCGAUCAACGUGGACACGCAGCUGCUGGUCACCCUGCAGCCCGUGCAAACGCUAUUUCCGGCCAAUCAACCGAUAUACAAUAUGGGUGUCCCGUCGGAAGACCCGCUCUACGUGAGCGACGCCCCGCGUCAGUGGAACGCCGAGAGCAUAUCGCUGAGUCCGCUUGGCGGGGACGUCGCGCAUGAAUUAGCGGUGGUGGACGAAUACGUUCGCUCGCACACCAAGGACAUACCGUCACCGUCAAGCCCGUGCACCAGCUCGGGCGGCAGUUGUAUCUCGACCGAGGACUCCGCUGAUGAUCCAGAUUGGAGCCUCGAGUCCGAGCGACAUAGUCUCAAGCAGUCGGUUUACGACUCUUCGAGGAAUCGCCACAAACCCUAUUCCCAACCAUCCCUCGAAGAUAAGAAAGUGCGGAAGAAGGAACAGAACAAGAACGCAGCCACGCGUUACAGGCAAAAGAAGAAACAGGAAAUUAAAGAGAUACAGGGUGAGGAGCGCGAGCUCGUGGACCACAAUGAGAAGCUGAAACAUCAAGUGAAGGAUCUGCAACGCGAAAUUGGCUAUCUCAAGGGGUUGAUGAGGGAUUUGUUCAAAGCUAAGGGUCUUCUCAAGUAAUCCAUUCGUCUAGAAACCCCUCGCUUGUCGUCGUUAUCAUCUAUCUAUAUUUUACUUAUAUGUAUAUUAAUUUUAGUUUCAUUUUAUUUUUAUUUUAUAUAUAUAUUUUUUUUUCUUGGCACUAACUAUUUUACAAUUGUACUACUAAUAUUUUUACGGUACCCUAUUGCUGUACCUCAUAUUCUACGUUUAUUCGCGAUUUCUUUAUUUCUUAACAAAUAUUUGUUAAAUAUAUAUAUAUAUAUUUUAUAGAAUUUGUCCCGCAGCAUUUUAGAAAGCUCGCAGACUUGUUAUAAGAUAAAACGUAUAUUCAAUCUAUAAGUGAUCCGUCAACAUCAGUAAGUAAGCGCGGUGUGUUUAGAUAACGUGUGAAAUUGUCGAGCGCGCGGGUUCGUGAAGCUCCGACGAGCGGAAACCUGCUGCUCGUGCACAUUCCAUCGGCUAUCUGGCAUGCCUCUCUCUUGGAUGCGAAUCUUUCAUUCCGAUUUAUCUUUUAUCGCAUAAUAUACUUUCAUACAUUAUUAAAAUUAUGUAGUAAAAAAAUAAAUGGGUUCUAUAAAACAAA
Ooceraea biroi (clonal raider ant) is the source of this 1910-nucleotide messenger RNA. RefSeq names its product bZIP transcription factor crc (gene crc). Gene Ontology annotation, molecular function: RNA polymerase II transcription regulatory region sequence-specific DNA binding; DNA-binding transcription activator activity, RNA polymerase II-specific. NCBI's taxonomy places the organism in Eukaryota, Metazoa, Arthropoda, Insecta, Hymenoptera, Formicidae. Gene Ontology annotation, cellular component: nucleus. The record is from RefSeq and is a predicted model, not a curated record. Gene Ontology annotation, biological process: regulation of transcription by RNA polymerase II.